Messenger RNA from Paramecium primaurelia, 820 nucleotides. The record is from the annotation of a GenBank genome assembly. NCBI's taxonomy places the organism in Eukaryota, Ciliophora, Oligohymenophorea, Peniculida, Parameciidae.
AUGAGUGGUAAAGAUUUCUCAUAAUUUCUUUCAAACAAAGACAAUUAAUCAAUCUAGGAAAGUGUGAAAAAGAGUAUAGAUCCUAAUCUAUUCAUCAAUGAACAAACUCUUAAAUAAAUAGAAGCAGAAACCAACAAGCAUUUUUGGAUCAAUUACUUUACUCAAUCCAUUCUUACAACAUUCAUUGCUCCCUUAACUACCAUAUAUACAUCUUUAUAAUUGUCAGUUAUCCCUCAUUAAAAUAAAUAUGGUGAUUUACCAGAUGAAUCAGGCACUAAAACAUCUACAUAAUUAGUAAAAACAACAAGAGAUAUUCAACCUCAUGAAAAGAGGAAAUUUGAAUUAUUGAUUAAGAGUGGUGCUGUUGGAAGCAAUAAACCAUUUAGAGCUCCUAUANUAUGAAGAAUUACCAGAAGAAUUAAAUUAAUAAGAAUUCUAUGAAGAAAUAAAUGAUAUAUAAUCAGAUUAAAUUGAAUUUGAUUAGUCAACAGAUGAUGAUUCAGAUUCAGAAGAUACGGACAAUCAAAAUAUUCCAAAAGCUGAUUUAUUAGAGGUUUAAUAAAAUGAAAUGUGCUUCUAAGCUUUUUCAGAAUGUGAUUUCUAAGGUGCUUCACUUAAAAUUUGUGGACCUAAUCCAAGUAUUCCAAAGGAGUUAUAAAACUUUUUAAUCUAAUCUAUAAAAAUGCCUGAUUAAAUAAGAAUUACAUUCUAUACAAAUUAACAAUAGAAAAUCACCAUUGAAGGAGAUUAAGAAUGCUUAUAAAGACCUUUUGAAAUAGAUUAAAUGAAACCUUAAAGAUAACUGUUGAGUCAUUAAUGA